This is a messenger RNA of Doryrhamphus excisus (bluestripe pipefish), 1501 nucleotides long. RefSeq names its product creatine kinase, brain a (gene ckba). Lineage: Eukaryota; Metazoa; Chordata; Actinopteri; Syngnathiformes; Syngnathidae. The record is from RefSeq and is a predicted model, not a curated record. Gene Ontology annotation, biological process: phosphocreatine biosynthetic process. Gene Ontology annotation, molecular function: creatine kinase activity.
GAUGUCAGCUGGCGCUUGUGAGGGCAUACUAGCAGAUAUUGUUGGGACUCUGCCGCUGCGGUGUCUGUUAUUGCGGCUUUGUCGGCUCAUCGGCUGGGAAAAUAGGGAUCUUUGUGUCUGUCCCCGCUAGUAGUUGUAGCAGUCAACCACACAUCCGCAAACAAAAGGGAGCAGCCAUGCCGUUCGGGAACACUCACAACCAGCUGAAGAUGAACUACUCCUCGGACCAGGAGUACCCGGACCUGAGCAAGCACAACAACCACAUGGCCAAGGUGCUGACGGCUGACAUGUACGAGCGGCUGAGGAGCAAGCAGACGCCCAGCGGCUUCACGCUCGAUGACGUCAUCCAGACCGGGGUCGACAACCCUGGUCAUCCCUUCAUCAUGACCGUGGGCUGCGUGGCCGGAGAUGAGGAGACCUACGAGGUCUUCAAGGAGCUGCUGGACCCAGUCAUCCUGGACCGCCAUGGAGGAUACAAGCCUACAGACAAGCACAAGACUGACCUGAAUUCCGGCAACUUGAAGGGCGGCGACGACCUGGACCCCAACUACGUCCUGAGCUCCCGAGUGCGAACGGGCCGCAGCGUCCGCGGCUUCUGCCUGCCCCCUCAUUGCAGCCGAGGAGAGCGUCGCGCCGUGGAGACGCUCUCCAUCGAAGCCCUGGCCUCCCUCAGCGGGGACCUGAAGGGCAAAUACUACGCCCUGAAGAACAUGACGGAGGCGGAGCAGCAGCAGCUGAUUGAUGACCACUUCCUCUUUGACAAGCCCGUGUCCCCGCUGCUGCUGGCCUCCGGGAUGGCCCGAGACUGGCCCGAUGCCAGAGGCAUCUGGCACAACGACAACAAGACAUUCCUGGUGUGGGUGAACGAGGAGGACCACCUGAGGGUCAUCUCCAUGCAGAAAGGGGGCAACAUGAAGGAGGUUUUCCAGCGUUUCUGCACUGGACUCACUAAGAUCGAGUCCCUGUUCAAGGACCGAGGUCACGCGUUCAUGUGGAACGAGCACCUGGGCUACGUCCUCACCUGCCCGUCCAACCUGGGCACGGGCCUGCGUGCGGGCGUGCACGUCAAGCUGCCAAACAUGAGCAAGCACGCCAAGUUCGAGGAGGUCCUCAAGCGUCUGAGGCUCCAGAAGCGUGGAACCGGGGGCGUGGACACUGCGGCUGUGGGCGGAGUCUUUGACAUCUCCAACGCUGACAGACUGGGCUUCUCUGAGGUGGAGCUGGUGCAGAUGGUGGUGGACGGCAUCAAGCUGCUGGUGGACAUGGAGAAGAGGCUGGAGAAGGGCCAGGCCAUCGAUGACCUCAUGCCUGCCCAGAAGUAGAACCUGAUGUCACACUUGAAACCCCCCCCCCUCCCGCCCCCCGACUCUUUUGUCCAAUCCAAUGAACGUCCAAGUAUCCCAGAAUGCACUCUGCUUGUUGGUUUGUCCCUGAAUUGUCUAUUUAAACAUCUUCUGUAAGGUGAAGACUGGUGUGAAAUAAAAUGAUCUGGAAUAGAACC